Messenger RNA from Coregonus sp. 'balchen', 2478 nucleotides. Lineage: Eukaryota; Metazoa; Chordata; Actinopteri; Salmoniformes; Salmonidae. The record is from the annotation of a GenBank genome assembly.
AUGGCUUCCAGAUUCUCUCUCCCAGAGGACGAUCUAUCCUGUGCUGUGUGCUGUGACGUCUUCAAGGAUCCGGUCAUCCUGUCAUGUAGUCACAGCUUCUGUAAAGCCUGUCUGCAGGAAUACUGCAGGGGGAAGGCAGGAAAGGAAUGUCCAGUUUGCAGGAGAAGAUCUUCAAGGGCAGAUCCUCCCUGUAACCUGGUCUUAAAGAACCUGUGUGAGGCAUUCUUACAGGAGAGGAGUCGGAGAGAUUCAGGGGAGUCUGAGGAGCGCUGCAAUCUGCACAACGAGACACUCAAGCUCUUCUGUCUGGAGGAUAAACAGCCCAUCUGUGUGGUGUGCCAGGCCUCCAGAAAACACAAAAACCAUGACUGCUGCCCCAUAGACGAAGCUGCACAGGACCACAGGGUACAGUAGAACAAAAAUAAUAAUAGGUACACACAGAUUGGUUACAUUGAUAAGAAAAAUAUAUUAAUUUAAAUGUAGAUAGCUCUGCUGUGUAGGAAACUAAAAAGACAGCAAUAUUAAACAGCAGCCAUUGUCUGCACAUUAAGUGAUAAUUAAGAACAACAGUAGCACAGCAUUCUAACCUGUAUUCACGUCACAUUUUAACAUGGAAAAGGACGUUCCUAUCAAUUCCCCUUGAUUUAUACACUUUGACUCCUCAGUGAAAAAGCAAAGAUACAAUCUAUUUAUCUAUUUCUCUCUCUCACACACUCUCUCUCACUCACUCACUCACUCAACAUCUGCUUAUUCCAGGAAGAACUCCAGACUGUCCUAAAGCCCUUACAGAAGAAGCUGAAGGUCUUUAAUGAAGUUAAAGAAAUCUGUGAUGAAACAGCAAAGCAUAUUAAAGUAAGGAUGUUGAAUCAAUAGCGUUGUGUAGAGUAUGUAUGAUCCAGUGUUAAUGUGGAUAGUUUACUACCAUUCCUCUCAGAGCCGGGCCCAGAGCACAGAGAGACUGAUUAGAAAGGAGUUUGAGAAGCUCCACCAGUUUCUACGAGAGGAAGAGGAGGUGAGGAUAGCUGUUCUGAGGGAGGAAGAGGAGCAGAAGAGUCAGAUGAUGAAGGAGAAGAUUGAGGAGAUGAGCAGAGAGAUAUCAUCACUUUCAGACACAAUCAGAGCCCUAGUGGGGGAGCUGAGAGCUGAAGACAUCUCAUUCCUGCAGGUCAGGACUGCUCUCUCUAAGUUUACAUUAUUGGUAUGUGUAUUGGUUGACUGAUAAAUAUUGAUUGAUUGUUUAAUUUAAUCUUGUCUUCUGUUUUUUCAGAACUAUAAGUCCACAGUGGUAAGGUAAGUGAUCUGCCUCCUGUCUCUCUCUUCUCUGUGAUUCUGAACCCAACCCUACAGCAACAGCUGUACUGACUCCUGAAUGUUCUUCCAGAACCCAGUGCACACUGCCGGAUCCACACCUGGUCUCAGGUGCGCUGAUAGACGUGGCCAAACACCUGGGAAACCUGCAGUUCAGAGUCUGGGAGAAGAUGCAGGGGAUUGUGACAUACAGUGAGCAUGACAGUUUUUCUAGAUCACUGAACACUGAUCACUAGCCCCGUGUAGCUCAGUUGGUAGAGCAUGGCGCUUGCAACGCCAGGGUUGUGGGUUCGAUUCCCACGGGGGGCCAGUAUGAAAAUGUAUGUACUCACUAACUGUAAGUCGCUCUGGAUAAGAGCGUCUGCUAAAUGACUAAAAUGUAAUGAAACUAAUACUAUUACCUACUUAGCCAAAACAAUAACCUUUUCUACACAACAGUUUGUCAUCUCUCAUUAUCUUCACAUUACAUGCAAACGCUAAGCACCUUUUUGCAAAACAGUAAACACACACACAGCUAGGAGAUUAGAGAGCGCACAUCAUCAACAACAACAACAAACAACAAUCAUCAAUCAAUAAACAAUAACACAAAUAAUACCCUAUAUCUGUUCUCCCUCCUCAGAUCCUGUGAUUCUGGACCCCAACACUGCCAACCCAAUUCUUAUCCUGUCUGAGGAUCUGACCAGUGCCAUAUACAAUGAAGAGAGACAGCAGCUUCCUGACAACCCAGAGAGGUUUAAUUUUUAUAACAUGGUCUUGGGCUCUGAGGGCUUUAACUCAGGUGCACACAGCUGGGACGUUGAGGUUGGGUUCAACAUAGCCCUGGGUGUGAUAGCAGAGUCUGUCCAGAGGAAGAAAAAAGUAGAAAGUGGAUUCUGGUGUUUAAGCCUUUGGUGUGUAAGCCACUGUGAUGCUUAUGCUUAUGAUGUUGGUGGUGAUAUUAGAUAUAAAGUAGAGUCCCCACCAAGGCCAGACAUCCAGCUCACAUUGAGAAAGAAACCCCAGAGGAUCAGAGUGAAGCUGGACUGGGACAGAGGAACGCUGUCAUUCUCUGACCCUGAUAAUAACACAUGUUUACACACUAUUACACACACUUUCACUGAGAGAGUCUUUCCGUACCUUCUCAAUGAAUGUGCCCUCCAGCCUCUGAGGAUAUUACCAGGGAAGGCCUCU